Messenger RNA from Truncatella angustata, 1629 nucleotides. RefSeq names its product WD40-repeat-containing domain protein. The transcript has 2 exons. The record is from RefSeq and is a predicted model, not a curated record. Gene Ontology annotation, biological process: rRNA processing. The coding region runs from base 1 to 1629 and encodes 542 amino acids. NCBI's taxonomy places the organism in Eukaryota, Fungi, Ascomycota, Sordariomycetes, Amphisphaeriales, Sporocadaceae. Gene Ontology annotation, cellular component: nucleus. Gene Ontology annotation, molecular function: protein binding.
AUGUCGACCAUGAUCACGACAACGACCUGGGUGCCGCGCGGCUUUGCGGCACCCUUCCCCACCAAGCAGGCAUUCGACGAGGCCGAGUUUGAGCGCAUCGCAGAGCUCGCCAAGCUGCAGUUGGACGACGCCAACGAGGACUUGGAGGAGGCCCAAGAGGAGCAGGAGGGCGGCGCAAGGCUCGCAGCAGGAUCAGGAACAGGAAAUAGCACCGGCGCAGCCACAACCGAGGAGAGAGAGACAGCAGAUGACGUUGAUAUUGACGACGACGACCUGAAGGAGUACGACUUGGAGCACUACGACGAUGACGAUGAGGACCAACCCCAAGGUCAAAAGAUGGACAUGUUUGGAAACGUCAAGUCCCUCGCCUACUACGAAAACAACAAAGACGACCCGUACAUCACGAUACCCGAGGGGCAGGACGACGACGACGACGACGACCGCGAGGAGUUGCAGAUCCUCGCCACGGACAACCUUCUCUUGGCCGCCAAGGUCGAGGACGAGCUCGCGCAUCUCGAAGUAUAUGUCUACGAAGACGAGGCAGACAACAUGUAUGUCCACCACGACAUCAUGCUGCCCGCAAUUCCCCUCUGCGUCGAGUGGCUGGACAUUCCUGUUGCAAAGCCCACCGUUGCCCCCGAUUCCACGGCAAACUUCGUGGCGAUAGGCACUAUGGACCCUGAUAUUGAGAUCUGGGACCUCGACACGGUGGACUGCAUGUACCCCAAUGCCAUCCUCGGCCAAGGCGGAAACAACAAUGGAGAGAAGCCCAAAAAGAAGAAGAAGAAGUCCAAGAAGGCCAACGAUGAGUUCCACGUCGACGCCGUUCUAUCUCUGGCCGCCAACAGAAAACACAGGAACCUGCUUGCCUCAGCCUCGGCUGACAAGACGGUCAAGCUGUGGGAUCUGAACACGGCAAAGUGUGCCAAGUCAUACAGUUAUCACACCGACAAGGUCUGCUCGUUAGCAUGGCACUCGGUCGAGUCUACAGUCUUACUGAGUGGAAGUUACGACCGCACUGUCGUGGCAGCGGAUAUGCGCGCCCCUGAGGCCAAGAUGCCGAGGUGGGGAGUGGAGAGUGACGUCGAGAACGUGAGGUGGGAUCCUCAUGACCCCAACUUCUUCUACGUCUCGACCGAGAACGGUAUCAUCCACUAUCAUGAUAUCCGCAACGUUCCCUCAAAUCCCGCGGCGAGCAAGCCAUUAUGGACCCUGCAAGCCCACGACGAGUCCCUUUCAUCCUUCGAUGUCAACAGCCACAUCCCAGGAUACAUGGUCACGGGAUCAACAGACAAGACAGUCAAGCUCUGGAAUAUCCAGUCCACUGGACCUGCUGUUGUUGUCACACGCAACCUUGAUGUUGGCAAAGUAUUUUCCACAACAUUCGCACCCGAUGCCGAGGUGGCUUUCCGUCUUGCAGUAGCCGGAAGCAAAGGCACUAUGCAUGUCUGGGAUACUAGCACCAAUGCUGCCGUGCGCCAAGCCUUUGCCCACAAGAUCUCUGGAGACAUGAACGGUGCCGUAGAGGAUAGGUUAGUGGGCGUCGCAGACGAUGAUACCGACUCGGAUUCUGAUGAGGGCGAGGAUGAUGAGAACAAUAGCGACGGAGAUUCCAUGGAUGAAGACUAG